Molecule: messenger RNA, 1539 nt
Organism: Tetrahymena thermophila SB210
Lineage: Eukaryota; Ciliophora; Oligohymenophorea; Hymenostomatida; Tetrahymenidae
Product: phenylalanyl-tRNA synthetase alpha chain, putative
Exons: 5
Biological process (GO): phenylalanyl-tRNA aminoacylation
Cellular component (GO): cytoplasm; phenylalanine-tRNA ligase complex; cytosol
Molecular function (GO): phenylalanine-tRNA ligase activity; ATP binding; tRNA binding
Source: RefSeq, a predicted model, not a curated record
AUGGAAAAGAAUUACACUUAAUUAAUUUUAACUGAAUUAGAGUAAAAUGGUGAAAUCCCUGAUACUCUAUUAUUGGCAAAGAAAUUUGAAAUUGAACAUCAAGAAUUAGUUGGUUAUUUAAAUUCUUUGCUUUUAGAGAACUACAUUACUUAAGAAGUUAAGGAAAUUUAAAGAUGGGUACUUUUAUAAGAAGGUUUAGAUAAUGUUACUAAUGGCACUCCCGAAUUCAGAGUGUUCUAGGGUAUCCCUGCUGAAGGUAUUUCAAAGAAUGAUUUAGAAGCUAAAUUUGAUCCCAAUGUUUUCAAGUUCGGUUUAUAAAAUGGUAUGAAAAAGAAGUGGUUCAAGAUUAAGGACGGUCUUAUUCAAAAAGAAGUAGCUGAAGUAGUCGAUGAAGAUGCUGUUCUUUUAAAAAGAAUUGAAUCUAACAGCAAUUUGGAAGAUAUUAAAAAGGACGUUUUCGAUAAUCUUAAGAAGAGAAAGAUUAUUUCUUAGGAAGUUAUCAAAUAUUUCAAAAUUAAUAAAGGUGCUGAAUUCAAGCCCAUUUAUGUUGAACUUGAAUCUGAUUUAACUUAUGAUAUGGUUAAGAACUACGAUGAUUUUGUCAAGAAUGAAGAUGGAACAAUUAAAUCAAAUACUGAACUCGCUAAAUAAUUCAAAAAAUAUAAUUGGAAUUCUGUUGGUAAAGAUAUAAAAACUGGUAACUUGCAUCCUUUGAUGAAAGUCAGAAAAUAAUUCAGAGAAGUUCUUAUUGAAAUGGGAUUCGAAGAAAUGGCUACCAACCAAUAUGUUGAAAGUGGUUUCUGGAACUUCGAUGCCCUUUUCUAACCUUAAUAACAUCCUGCCAGAGAUGCUCACGAUACUUUCUUCAUUAGAGAACCUGCUCACAGCAAGAAUUUAGAUCCUGAAUACUGGGAAAGAGUUAAGAAAACUCACGAAGUAGGUGGUUAUGGAUCUAUUGGUUAUCGUUAUGAUUGGAGUUAUGAUGAAGCCAAAAAGAACAUCUUCCGUACUCACACAACUGCUGUUUCAUCUAAAAUGUUAAGACAAAUUGCCAUCGAAUAUGCUAAGGACGGCGUUUUCAAACCUAGAAAAUUCUUCUCUAUUGAUAGAGUCUUCAGAAAUGAAAGCUUAGAUGCUACUCACUUGGCUGAAUUCCAUUAAAUUGAAGGUGUUAUCGCUGAUAAGAAUGUUGGUCUUGGUGAACUACUUGGAGUUAUUACUGAAUUCUUUGCUAAAAUAGGUAUUACUGGCUUGAAGUUUAAGCCCACAUAUAACCCAUACACAGAACCAUCCUUGGAAAUUCAUGGUUUCCAUCCUGGUUUGAAUAAAGUCAUUGAAUUAGGUAACAGUGGUGUUUUCAGACCUGAAAUGUUACGUCCCAUGGGAUUACCAGAAGAUAUUUAAGUUUUAGGUUGGGGUCUUGGUUUAGAAAGACCUACAAUGAUAUAAUAUAAAUUCAAAAAUAUCAGAGAUCUUCUUGGUUACGGUGUAGAUAUGAAACUCCUUAAGGAAAAUCCUAUUUGCUGUUUCAAGAAUUGA